AUGAACCGGGCCUGGAAAGUAGUGCAUCCGUCGCGGUACAACUUUGACGUGUUCAAGCAGAGGGAGGACCUGAUUCUGUCGCGGCGAUUGGAGUACAUCAAGGACUUAUCCGACGAGCUGGCCAAAGACUAUAAGCUCACGUUCAUGCUGCUAUCCUCGGCAUUCCGAACCUCCAUUUCCAACUACGGCGAUGACUACAAGCCAUGGAUAUUCGAUUGGGGAUGCGGCAUCGAUGGACAGCGGCUGCUGCGGAGGGGAAACUCCUGGUUGACCUGGUUCGUGCUGCACGAGGGCCCUCAGCUGUUCUGGGACCAGUGGUGGAGCUUGUCGCCCGACUGUGCCGCAACGAAGAACCACAUUCGUGACCGAUCGAUCGAAGCCUGGUUCCUCCCCAAGGAAUGGAACGACGUGAACGAGAAGUGGCACGACAUCCAGCGGGAUUAUGCUUUCAAGGUCCAGAAAGCGAUGGAGGAGAAGGCGGCAAUCAACUCGGACUUUAUGUCUGUGAAUCCGAUUGGGUACUUUACGCAGUACGCCGAGAUCAGGCGGCUGAGGGAGCAAACCGGUUCGCCCCCGGUAGCGGAGACGCUGUCGCAUGUGCCAUUCCACGUCGACUUUCGCUGUCCGGAGGAGCUUUUCCAGAAGUCUUGUAUGCUUCGGGACGAGAGGGCUGUGGCGAUGGCGGCCCGCACAUCUGCCCGGCUAUGA
Trematosphaeria pertusa is the source of this 708-nucleotide messenger RNA. RefSeq lists its product as uncharacterized. Lineage: Eukaryota; Fungi; Ascomycota; Dothideomycetes; Pleosporales; Trematosphaeriaceae. The transcript has 2 exons. The coding region runs from base 1 to 708 and encodes 235 amino acids. The record is from RefSeq and is a predicted model, not a curated record.